Messenger RNA from Thamnophis elegans (Western terrestrial garter snake), 1938 nucleotides. RefSeq names its product uridine-cytidine kinase 1 like 1 (gene UCKL1). The coding region runs from base 210 to 1814 and encodes 534 amino acids. The record is from RefSeq and is a predicted model, not a curated record. Gene Ontology annotation, molecular function: ATP binding; kinase activity. The transcript is spliced from 15 exons. Lineage: Eukaryota; Metazoa; Chordata; Lepidosauria; Squamata; Natricidae. Gene Ontology annotation, cellular component: cytoplasm.
CUGGGACCUAAAUUUGCACACACACACAAUCACACGAGAAAAGGAAGGCAUCCCAAAGACCCCCGAAUGCUUUAAAGCCAGGAUGAGACCUCAAGGCAACGGGGUUAAGGCCGCAACCUGAAUCGACCCCUCUCCCCAAAGUUUCUUCUUCUUCUAUUGCCAACUACCCGUCUCUCGUCCCUUCCCCACCUCUCUGAGAUUCAACCGAGAUGAACCAAUCGCCGGCGUAUUCAGGGGUGAGGAUUUCCGGUGUGAGGGCUUUGGGAGCUGGUGGUAGCGGCAACCACAGUGCAGACACCUUAGACAGGCUGCUGCCCACCAUUGUCGGAACCAAAUCCCCCCGGAAGCGAACCACCAGCCAGUCCAAAUCGGAGCCUCCCCUUCUACGUACCAGUAAAAGGACCAUCUACACCGCAGGCCGCCCCCCUUGGUACAACGAACAUGGCACACAGUCAAAAGAGGCAUUUGUUAUCGGUCUGGGAGGGGGCAGCGCUUCCGGGAAGACCACGGUGGCCAGGAUGAUCAUCGAGGCGUUGGACGUGCCGUGGGUAGUCUUGCUCUCCAUGGACUCCUUUUAUAAGAUUCUGACGAAAGAGCAGCAGGAAUUGGCUGCCAGCAACGAUUUCAACUUCGACCACCCGGAUGCUUUUGAUUUCGACCUGAUGAUCGCCACUCUCAAGAAGCUGAAGCAAGGGAAGAGCGUCAAGAUCCCCGUUUACGACUUCACCAGCCACAGCCGCAAGAAGGAAUGGAAAAUGCUUUAUGGAGCCAACGUGAUUAUAUUCGAAGGGAUUAUGGCCUUCGCCGAUAAGGACCUCCUGAAGCUUCUGGAUAUGAAAAUAUUUGUGGACACCGAUUCGGACAUCCGUCUGGUUCGGCGUUUGCGCCGGGACAUCAGCGAGCGAGGCCGAGAGAUUGAUGGGGUCAUCAAGCAGUACAACAAGUUCGUCAAGCCGGCCUUUGACCAGUAUAUCCAGCCCACCAUGCGAGUGGCCGACAUUGUGGUCCCACGAGGUAGUGGAAAUACAGUUGCUAUUGACCUGAUUGUUCAGCAUGUGCACAGCCAGCUGGAAGAGCGCGAACUCAGCGUCAGGGCAGCGCUGGCUUCUGCUCACCAAUGCCACCCGCUCCCCAAGACCCUCAGUGUCCUCAAGAACACACCGCAGGUCAGGGGGAUGCAUACCAUCAUCCGAAACAAGGAGACAAGCCGGGAUGAGUUUAUUUUCUACUCCAAGCGGCUCAUGCGUCUCCUCAUUGAGCACGCCUUAUCAUUUCUGCCCUUCCAGAGCUCUACAGUGCAAACGCCACAAGGCGAGGACUAUGAAGGUUGCACAUAUAGUGGGAAGCAAAUCACAGGGGUCUCCAUCUUGAGGGCCGGAGAGACUAUGGAGCCAGCCCUGAGGGCCGUUUGCAAGGAUGUCCGGAUCGGCACCAUCCUGAUUCAGACGAAUCGAUACACGGGGGAGCCUGAGCUGCACUACCUGAGACUCCCGAAGGACAUCAGUGAAGACCACGUGAUUUUGAUGGACUGCACCGUCUCCACGGGGGCAGCAGCCAUGAUGGCCGUCAGGGUGUUGCUGGAUCACGACGUUCCGGAAGAUAAGAUUUUCCUCCUCUCCUUGCUGAUGGCUGAGAUGGGCGUCCACUCCGUUGCCUACGCCUUCCCGCAGGUCAAGAUCAUCACAACCGCCGUGGACAAGAAAGUGAACGACCUUUUUCGCAUCAUCCCCGGGAUUGGAAAUUUUGGAGACCGUUACUUCGGCACCGAUGCCCCACCGAAUUGGAGCGAUGAUGAGGACACCUUGGAUUCCUGACCGCCCCUCUCUUGUCUGAAGCCUUCUCCAAAGGACUGGCAGAUUCCGCACCCACUCCUUGACCCCAUGAUGCCUUUCAUGCACUCCUCCGUCAAGCUCCAAACGCUUACCAAAAAAAAAAAAA